Molecule: messenger RNA, 1212 nt
Organism: Umbelopsis ramanniana AG
Lineage: Eukaryota; Fungi; Mucoromycota; Umbelopsidomycetes; Umbelopsidales; Umbelopsidaceae
Exons: 8
Coding region: 18-1004 (328 amino acids)
Biological process (GO): protein monoubiquitination; DNA damage tolerance
Cellular component (GO): Rad6-Rad18 complex; nucleus
Molecular function (GO): single-stranded DNA binding; ubiquitin protein ligase activity
Source: RefSeq, a predicted model, not a curated record
ACGUGACAAAUAUUACUAUGGACGAAGACUUCGAUGAUCCCACAGAUUUCGCAAACCCUGCAUUUGAAGGUGUCGACGAACAUCUUCGAUGUCCAAUCUGCUCAGAGUUUUUCCAAACAGCUAUGAUUUUGAAAACAUGCUCGCACACAUUCUGUUCUCUAUGUAUACGGCGAUCGCUUACUGUCGAGCAGUGCUGCCCAUCCUGUCGCACACAUUCCGUAGAAACAAGUCUACAUAAUAAUUAUGUGGUGGACAACCUGGUCAGUGUAUGGAAGAACAACAGAAAAUCGAUUCUCGACUUAGAGGGACAACUGAAGCAAGCCAACGAGCGUGAUAAAAAUGCUGUUACAAUGUCAGAUAGUCCCAUGGAUACGUCGUUGAGUCAACCGACGGAUGGUGAUGAGCGUUCGCCCCCAGCUCGCCAAACUCGAAGCUCAUCACGGAGGUCCGCCUCGCAAACUUCAGCUGAAGCACCACCGCCAGUGCCAGAAGAUACCAGAGUAGACUGCCAUAUCUGCCAUAGGAAGAUAGACCUGAAUCAUUUAAAUCAACAUUGGGAUCUCUGCGAACAGGGUAAGCCAGAUCCCUCGCUGGAUAAGCCAUCUUCUACCUCGUCCAGUCCAUCACCAUCAGCAAAGAAACCAGUCAUGUUUGGUGUACAUCAGCCUUCAACGAGCAAGUCUCUGACGCGGAUGAAAAAGGCAGUAGAUCUUGGAAAGAAGCCACAAAAAAUAGUGUACAAUCUGGAAACGCCGGUGGGCUUACGCAAGGUGUUGAGGGAGCUCGGGUUGCCCGACAAGGGAGACAAAAGCACUCUCAUAAAGAGACAUAAGGAAUGGAUCUCCUUGUAUAAUGCAAACGUAGAUUCAACAGACCCGGUGGACGUCAAAGUAUUACGGAAAAGGUUGCUGGAACAAGAGGGAAGACUUGCCAUCGUGACGGAGGAAAAGAUCAACCAAGAUGGCAUUGAACAGCACAGGUUCGGAAUUCGACAGCUUGAUUAAGGCAGCACGAGAAGCGAAAAGGUUGAAAGAAGAGAAAGCAAAAGCGAAAUCAAUUUCAACAUCAACGUCUGAGCAAUUAAAAUCACCAAUGAAGGGUUUGGAGGAACAACGGGGAGCUUCAGAGCAAGCAAAGUUUAACGGAGAUGAUGAUGUAUCUGGUAUUAACUGGGAUGAAAUAUACGAAGACGACGACUUUAUGGCAUAACCU